Messenger RNA from Rotaria sp. Silwood2, 669 nucleotides. The record is from the annotation of a GenBank genome assembly. Lineage: Eukaryota; Metazoa; Rotifera; Eurotatoria; Philodinida; Philodinidae.
AUGAUUAUAGGGCCGACUAUUGUAAAUUCAACUGUUUCAAGUGCAUUGACUAAUUAUAGUGAUCAAUAUUUUCGAACUGGAAAUACGAACUUAUACUACUAUCAAGCAAUUAAUAUCAUUGUGAAUACGACAGGCAAUUACACUAUUACAAGCAACAGCACUGUUGAUACAUAUGGCUGCUUAUACAAAAAUAGCUUUAAUAAAACAAGAUUGGCAUUUAAUCGAGUCGCACAAAAUGAUGAUAGUGGCGGUAACCUGCAGUUCAAACUGACAUAUGUUCUUCAGGCUGGAACAAAAUACAUUCUUAUAGUAACAACGUAUAGUCCGCUAAUCUAUGGACCAUUCUCAAUAACUGUAAGUGGUUCAGCUUCUGUAGGUUUUCAUCUAAACACUAUUGAAAUACAACCUUCUUCGUUGGCAACAAGCAUACAAACCAGCCCAACAACUACAACAGCUAGCAGAACAAUGACAACCACCAGCAUGACAACUACAACCGCCAGCAAGACAACCACAACCACCAGCAAAACAACGGCAACUACCAGCAUGACAACUACAACUACUAGCAUGACAACUACAACCACUAGCAAAACAAUGACAACCACCAGCAAAACAGCCACAACCACUUGCAGAAUAACGACAGCUAGUUCAACUAGUAAGCAAACUAAAUAA